UUAUAUUGUUACUAGGUCAGAAAAGACAGGAUUCUCGAUUUGAAAGGAGCGAUAAUCUCUUACUAACCGAGCGCGAGGACCGCACUGCGGAAUAUUGGCUCGAAGUCGUGGCAGUACGAAAAUGACCUUGGGGCAAUAUUCUCCAGUACGGCUCGAGCAAGCAAGUUUAGCAGGUAGUUUAUUAAAUGGCGCACUCGGGCCGUGCUUGCUUUGUAUUUGCCGGGAUUUGAAAACAAACAAUACUCGGCUUAUGAGCGAUUCCUUGGAAACGGUCGGCAUGGCAAACUCCUGACCAAGAAAGAACCAAUCAGAACACUCGGUUUUACCUCACGACUACCUUGCUAUAUAAUAACAUGGUUUAUUUGAUUCUCUUUCAGGUCGAGCACUAACUGAGAGCUUUUGUAAACAACUCAAACAUGUGUAUGGAAUUGCCGACGAGGUUCCCGAAGAUUACAAAAGCUUGUGCGAGGUGUUUCCCUCAUUUAUGGCACACGCUUCCAGGGAACGACCGCUGUGUAUAGUGAUUGACUCCCUGGAUCAGUUGACGGACGAGGACGGCGCAAGGCGCUUCUUAAAAUGGCUUCCACGUAAACUGCCUGCGCAUGCCUGUAUGAUAGUGUCAACUCUCCCUGAGGAGGGUGGGUGUAUGCAGCGUUUAAAGACAUUUGGAAUCUCAGCCGAACAGUUCUUGCAGGUGACGCGGCUCGACAUGCAUGAUGGUCCUGCUAUCCUAGAUGCUUGGCUUGGAUCAGUCAACAGAAAGCUGACCCUGGAACAGAGAGAGCUUGUUUUAGAGGCUUUUAACCGCUGUCCAUUACCUUUGUACCUGCAUUUGCUCUUUGACAAAUGUCGUUCUUGGCCUUCAUACAAAAAAACCGCUGACAUCACCCUUGCCCCUGACGUCUCCGGAAUGAUACACUCUCUGUACCAGGACCUUGAAAAGUACCACGGUGAAAAGUUUGUGGGAAGAGUCUUGGGCCUAUUGGCCGCUGGGACUGAUGGGAUGAAUUCAGACGAUAUCCUUAAUCUUUUGAGCUGCGACGAGGAACUCUUACAGGAUGUGCUUGUCUGGCAUCAGCCAUCAAAACGCCGCUUGCCACCGCUACUACUGGCUCGUCUGAAGCACGAUCUUGGUCCCUUCUUGGUGGAGAGGGGUGCGCACGGGGUUUCACUAUUGGCGCUCUAUCACAGGCAAUUCUUCGAAGUUGCCAAAGAAAGGUAUCUCAAAGGUGAUCGUCACAGAGNAAAAAAAAAAAAAAAAGGCAAUUCUUCGAAGUUGCCAAAGAAAGGUAUCUCAAAGGAAACUGGACCGACNUACUUCUUCGGAGAGUAUCACGAAAAAUAUGGCAGCGAACGCGCCAUUCCUGCGCAGCCCCACGCCUACUCCUCGGUCGCUCUCAACCUUAGGAAACUGGACCGACUUCCCGUGGCACUUUUCGAGGCGCGCGACUUUGACGGAUUGCGAAGUACUCUGGGAGAUUUAAGGUUUGUCCAGGCGAAGUGCAUGGCGGGAAUGGGAUAUGACCUUCUCGCGGAGGCCACUAAGGCAGUCGGUUGUGCUGUUAGCGAAGACGCUGAUCGUGAGGUGAUUAAAGAUCUUCAAGAUAUUUUGGGAUUCUUACGCAGUGAGAUACAUAUCUUGAGCCGUUUUCCUGCCCUCACAUACCAGCAGGCAGCCAUGUACCCUCAACACGGGUGGAUCGCAAAACAAGCAGAGCAAAUGCGUCAGAAAUUUGAUCAACCCAACCCGAACAAUAUCUCUGCCCCAGAGNUUGGCCAAGCAAUGAACACGAUGGAGUUAAAAUCGGAUCAGAUGAAUUAA
Orbicella faveolata is the source of this 1822-nucleotide messenger RNA. Its product is annotated as NACHT domain- and WD repeat-containing protein 1-like. The record is from RefSeq and is a predicted model, not a curated record. Gene Ontology annotation, molecular function: protein binding. Lineage: Eukaryota; Metazoa; Cnidaria; Anthozoa; Scleractinia; Merulinidae.